Messenger RNA from Rhododendron vialii, 1871 nucleotides. RefSeq names its product transcription factor RF2b-like. The record is from RefSeq and is a predicted model, not a curated record. Lineage: Eukaryota; Viridiplantae; Streptophyta; Magnoliopsida; Ericales; Ericaceae. Gene Ontology annotation, molecular function: DNA-binding transcription factor activity. Gene Ontology annotation, biological process: regulation of DNA-templated transcription. Gene Ontology annotation, cellular component: nucleus. The transcript is spliced from 4 exons. The coding region runs from base 276 to 1634 and encodes 452 amino acids.
GAGUUUUCAGUUCCUGUUUUUGUGGUUAAACCCCCAAAAAGUCUCCUUUUCCACUUUGACUCCUCCUCCCCACUUUCCCGCAAAAUUCCAAAUUCGCAACGGUAUAUAAAUGCUUGGUUGCAAUCCAAAACCACCCGUCCCUCCUCCGCGAGUCGACGGCCGCCGCCGCCACCCGCCACCGUCGCCAUUCAUCUCUCCUACCUCCACAAUCUUUACCCCCUCAACAUCCAUUCAUUUGGGUUGCGAAUUAAACAAACAUGUAAUUGCAAUUACCAAUGGAAAACCAAGACAACCCGAGCCCUAAUCCCCAUAAUUACAACUCUAAUUACAAUAAUUACGUUAAUCAUAAUAAUAACUGUACCAACAAUGUGAAUCCAAUCUCCUCCUCUCAACAUGCCUCGAACAACCCGUCGCCGACGACGCCGGCGCCGCAAUUCACGACGUUGUUUUGGAACUCCGACGACUCUGCCUCGCCCUCCGUGUUCAAGGGGCUGUACCACCGGCGGGCCUUCUCCGACGGAAGUUUCCAGAGCGCCGGCGGCGGCGACGACGACGGCGUCUACACGCCGGGCUUGGAGGAGAUGGGGGCGGAGGAGGAUGAGCUCGUCUCUGCAUUCCUCAAUGAGGACAACGGCGCCGGCGGACAAUUGAUGGAUCACGAUGACGGCAGCAGCGGCGGUGGUGAGACAAAGAAGAAGGGUUCCCGGAGUAUUCGCCGGCCGAGUUUGCCGGCCGAGUUGGUUGAACUAUGGGACGAGGACCCCAAGCGCGUUAAGAGAAUUCUGGCAAACAGACGGUCUGCUGCUCGUUCGAAAGAGAGGAAGGUUCGGUACAUGUUAGAACUCGAGCGAAGAAUUCAAUCCCUACAAACCGAUUCGUGGAAUCUCUCUGCACAAAUCAGCAUAUACGAGAGAGAGACAAGGGGUCUAAGCACUGAAAAUGUUGAGCUCAAACUACGGUUACAAGCUAUGGAGGAACAGGCUGAUUUGCGCGAUGCUAUAAAUGAAGCAUUGAGGAAUGAAGUCGAGAGUCUCCAGAUUGCCAACGCAGAACUAAGAACUCCCACCGAGCCAUGCCCCUUCGGAGCCCCCCAACGGGUUCCAUACAGCCCAUCAGCCUCCCCGUCAGCCCUAACGCCACAACCCCCUGUGCAUUUCAGCCCGUUAACCUCCCCUUCAACCCUCCAAAGCCCCACGCAUUCCACCCAACCAUUAACCUCCCCUUCAACCGUCCAGCUCCCGGUGCAUAUCACGCCACCAUUAACCUCGCCCUCAACCGUCAACCUCCCGGUGCAUUACAGCCCGUUAACUUCCCCAUCAACCGUGCAGACCAUUCAUUUCAGCCCGUUAACCUCCCCAUCACUCGUGCAAACUGUGCCGUUCACUCAGAUAGCCUCCCCCUCGACCACACAGACAACAACAACAAACCCAAGACCAUCGGUUUAUGCUGUUGCUCCGUUGCCACCAUUGCAUAAGUCCCGGUCAAGCAUUAUAAGUCGCCGGUUGAGACAAGCAAAUCUAGUGACUCCUACCGAGCAGAAUGAUUCUUCCGGCGGCAAUAGCAAAGGACCGGAUGUCGUGAAUGGUGAAGUUGCUCCUGUUUCUAGCAGCAGAAGUGGAUCUGCGACUCCCUGAUAUUUCAAUUGGGGACAUCUGAAUGCUUAUAUGACCGAUAUAAAUUCAACUGGGAAAAAAAUGCCCUGAUCAUUUAUCUGAUUCUUUAAUACAGUACUGGUGCUAUGUGCAUGAUCAAUUCUUUAUUCUUUUGGGAAGACACUAUUUUCAUAACCUCUUAUCUUUUACGUACUUAUGUAUCUCAACUACGGAAUAUUACAGACAUCAAGGUUCCAAUGUCUCAUUCAAUUGAUACUA